AUUUCACGUGCGUACCAUAUUAGCAUCACCGCUAGUACCUUCCAGUGUCAAUAAUUGCCUGAGAAAACUGCGGAAGCGUUAAGAUCCGACCGCAUACCUUUGGAGCGUACAUUGCGGAACCAUGCUCCCAACGAGGAUCUUCGUCGUUUCUGCUUUGGCGGUACUUGCUGAGGUGAUACAGUGCGACGUGUUCGAUAAGUACUGCGGGCUGGGGUGCAACGAUGAGGUGCAUACUGUUUGCUUGAGGAGGAAUCAGAGCUGCGGUCCCGAUCCAGAAUGCGGUGCUGAGUUCCGGAAAGUAAAAUUUUCCGAACCAGAGAAGAAGUUCAUCCUUGACAUCCACAACCAUUUAAGAAAUUACGUGGCUAAUGGAAUCGAAAGGAGGGGAACUGGUCAACCACCUGCUAGUAACAUAAAUGCACUGACAUAUAACGAAGAACUGGAGUUCAUAGCACAGUGCUGGGUGAAUAGGUGUAGAAGAGAGUUAGCACACGACAAAUGCAGAAAAACAUCGACCUUUCCUCUGGUAGGUCAAAACCUAGCAUCGGUGAGUACCACAUCUCGUAACAUUGACAUAGUCAAGGAGGUCAGGAGGAUGAUAACAGGCUGGUACGAAGAAGUGACUAUGUUCAAUAGCACUGAUAUCAAAGAUAUAAAACCAGAUGGCAGAGUAGGACACUACCUCCAGCUGGUAUGGGCAACCACGAGAAUGGUAGGAUGUGCAGCUUCCACAUGGACAACCGUAGAAGGCAGAACUAAAUGGCGGCAUCUCAUGUUCGCCUGUAACUAUGGGCCAGCAGGGAACAUACUUAAUACGGCUGUUUAUGAAGUCGGCAAGCCUGGAGCGAAAUGCCUCGGUGGGAAGAGGCAUCCGAUGUAUAGGUCGCUUUGUGUGUAUUGAGAUGAGAUUUGAUAAGAUUGGUAACAGUACAGCCUUCUUGAAAUUCGGAAGGAGUAUGAGCUGCUUGAGAAUACUUACUUUUUUAUUCGUUAUUGACCAGAUUUUUCCAACACCGUCUUAAAAUAAAAUAACUUAAUAGACGUGGCAGUACAAUGGCUAUCGAUGACAAAAGUCACAUAUUCGCCCCCCAAGAUCUGUAUUAAUCUAGAUUUUCUCCGAUUUGACAGCCGGAUGAAAAUUAUUUUUUAUGAAAUAGAAUUUGACAAAAAGUAACGCCAAAAGAAAUCCUGAACAGAAAUGUAUUACUCAAAUACUGAAAAAUAAAGACGAUGGUAUUGCGAUCCUGUUGGUAUAAUUUUAUGUCAUAGGCAUUUUCAAACGUUUGAAUUUUGUAUAAUUAUUUAUAAUAUAUACUGGGUGAUUUUCAAGUCGUGUCUAAAAGUAAAACAUGAUGUACUGGACCGCAUUUUAAGAGGGGUCUUCUAUGUAAUAUUUUGGCUUCAUUAAAAGGAUACGGGGUGUUAGUUUAAAAAUUUUUUUUUCUAAUAUCUUCAAAAACGUCAACUGGAAUAAACUAAAAUUUGGUAUGUGGAUUUACCUAAGUAUUCUCCACAUUCAAAAGACGUUACUUAAAAUACACGUGCACGCCACUGUUUUUUUCGAAACGCAAUUUUAUAAUUUGCUACAAAUAACUACUCUUGUUUUUUCCUGAAGUGCAUUGUUUUCGUAAAAAUUAAAAAAGCAACUAAUUAGAUAAUCAAAGCUUCAUUUCAAUAAAUGUUCAAAUCAACAGUAUUAAUUUGUUCAGAAUACACGAGUUCUCUAAACGAGUCCCCCAAGUUACUAGAGUUACUGUGUAUACAGUGUGAGUCUUCAUGAAGUGCACAUAGCAAAAUCAAGGAAACUACACCUUAUAUUAUUGACGGAAAAAUUAUCAAAAAAAAUUAAAGACAAUAAUUGAUUUUUUAUGAAUAUGUAUUUUAAAAUUUUUAGAGUCAGCUGCUAACUCUAUUUAAAUAAAUCGUUACAACUUUUAAACUGAAUGUCCUAUCAUAUUGGAAUAAAUUUUGUAGUGAUUGCAAAUAAUAGACGGUACCAGUAAAGUGAAAAUUUCCACGAAAUUAAAUGCUAUAAAUUUAAAAGAAAGAGGAAUAUGCUGAAACUCACUAUUUUUUCAAUGAUUUUUAAAACAAUUGCUAAAUUUCAAUAAAAAUUGUCCUAUUUACCCUACCUUUUUUAAAUGUUAAGUUAUCCUACAUGUUAUUAGCUUUCUAAUGGUGAAAACUUGCAAGUUUAUUACUUAGAUACAAGUUUUUAAAUCAGCGUUUCAAAAAGCAGUGAACUCAGUUCAACGCCAGAGUAGGAAUAAAACAACAGUAUUAACCUACAUGACUCAUUCAUUAUCUUUAACAAAUAAAAUCAAAUAGACUUGUCUAUAGGAUAAUCAUUUUGGCUUAAUGCAUCAAAUGUUUAAAAUGGCCACCCCGUU
Acanthoscelides obtectus is the source of this 2390-nucleotide messenger RNA. The record is from the annotation of a GenBank genome assembly. Lineage: Eukaryota; Metazoa; Arthropoda; Insecta; Coleoptera; Chrysomelidae.